AUGAGCAGUACUAGCACGUCACCAGAAGACAAUGGCACUGACGACAAGUCGUCCCGCCACGAGUGGAACAGCGGUCGUAAAAAAAUUGGCCUGGCGCUUACUGUUGGCUCGGAGCCUGCUCAGACUCCCACAAUCUCCCUGCCCCAUUCCCUUGAUCUCAAAGACGCGAAAAAGGUCUUUGCACUGAAAAUCGCGGGAGCGCUGCCCAGCGGUGGAUCGUCGCCAGCCAAGAUAAUCCACGCGUUCAUCCACGUCAAGGACUACGAAGGUCUGGAUCGGUACUUGAACAAGUACACCGUGGACAAAGACGUGCUGAACUUUGCCCUACAGAAAGCUUGCAUAGCCUCGAAUGCCGAAGCCGUGAAUGUUCUGGCGAACCAUGGAGCGAACGUCAACUUUGUCGAUCAGUUUGGAACCACCGCCUUGCACUUCGCGAUGCGUGGAGGUGGCGAUCCAGACGUCCUAUUGGCUCUCCUUCAACAUGGAAUGCAAUUCCGUGACUGGAAGCACGAGGGACAAAACCUACUCAAUUGGGCUUGUCAGUGGGGACAUUUAGCCAUAGUUAGAUGCACUGUUGAAUUUGCUACCAUGAAAUCGACCAUUCAUUAA
Messenger RNA from Mesocestoides corti, 609 nucleotides. The record is from the annotation of a GenBank genome assembly. Lineage: Eukaryota; Metazoa; Platyhelminthes; Cestoda; Cyclophyllidea; Mesocestoididae.